CUCUCUUUCUAUCCGUACGAGAUGGAUGGUGUUACCGGCGGAGGAGCGAAGAGCGGCGAGGCUGUGUCGGCGCCGCAACGGAAUCCGCAUCCAGCGACGUUGCUUGGUGGCAACGCUUUACCGCCUCCCUUCCUGAGCAAGACGUAUGACAUGGUGGAAGAUCCGGCGACGGACGCGAUUGUCUCGUGGGGUCCGGCGAACAAUAGCUUCGUCGUCUGGGAUCCGCCGGAGUUUUCCCGUGAUCUUCUCCCCAAAUACUUCAAGCACAACAAUUUCUCCAGCUUUGUUCGCCAGUUGAAUACCUAUGGUUUCAGGAAAGUGGAUCCAGAUAGGUGGGAAUUUGCAAAUGAAGGUUUCUUAAGGGGCCAAAAACAUCUCUUGAAGACUCUUAGCCGGAGAAAAUCUGUUCAGGGACAUAGCAGUAGUAGUAAUCCACAGUCCCAUCAGUUAUCUCAGGGUCAAGGUCCAAUGGCUGUAUUAUCUUCUUGUGUUGAGGUUGGGAAAUUCGGGCUCGAGGAAGAGGUUGAACAGCUUAAGAGAGACAAGAACGUGCUGAUGCAGGAGCUCGUCAAGUUACGCCAGCAGCAACAAUCAACAGACAACAAGCUUCAGGUUAUGGUCAAAAGUCUUCAGGCUAUGGAGCAGAGGCAACAGCAGAUCGUGUCUUUCCUUGCUAAAGCUGUCCAGAAUCCCACUUUCCUCUCUCAGUUUAUACAGAAGCAGACCGAUAAUAAUAUGCAUGUGACCGAGGCUAAUAAGAAGCGGAGACUCAGAGAAGAUACCACUACUGCUGCUGAUGAUGAGAAUCAUAGCCAUAGCCAUAGCUCGGCUGCAUCAGAUGGUCAGAUAGUUAAGUAUCAGCCUCUUAGAAGCGAUUCGACAAAGUCAAUGAUCUGGAACAUGAUGAAAACAGAUGAUAAGCUUCCUUUUCUUGAUGGGUUCUCAUCACCAAACCGGGUAUCUGGAGUCACUCUCCAAGAAGUAGUGCCCACAACUUCAGGACAGUCACAGGCAUAUGCACCCGUAGCAUCGGGACAACCUUUAUCCUCCUUACCCUCUGCUUCAACUUCCUUACCAGAUACCGUUAUGCCUGCGAUUUCACAGAUGCCACAAUUGACACAGGAGAGCAUCAAUGACUUCCCUACAGAAAACUACAUGGAUACAGAGAAGGAUGUUUCAGAGGCAUUCAUCUCUCCGAGCCCGUUCCUUGACGGUGGUUCAGUACAGAAUCAGGUAGACGGAAUAUCUCACGACCCCGACAUUGAUGAACUGAUGAGUAACUGUGAUCUGUUGGAAGAAUAUCUGGCACAAAGCCCAGUUCUUGGAGAUGAAACAAUACUAGAGAGUGGUCACGCAAAUGGUGGGAAUAUGGAUAAGCUUAUAGAGGAGUUGGGUCUUCUCACAUCACAGACAGAGCAAUUGUAAAGGAUUAUGUUUAGUGUCAACAUUGUAUAGUCUUUCUCUACUAACUUUAUGGUUAAGACUAGAGGGUUUUUUUAUGUCUCUUUUGUAUAAAAAGUUGAACUUUGUGCAGAAAUCUUUCUUUAGAUAGAUAAUU
Eutrema salsugineum is the source of this 1558-nucleotide messenger RNA. RefSeq names its product heat stress transcription factor A-1a. Gene Ontology annotation, cellular component: nucleus. Gene Ontology annotation, molecular function: RNA polymerase II cis-regulatory region sequence-specific DNA binding; DNA-binding transcription factor activity. The transcript is spliced from 2 exons. The coding region runs from base 22 to 1425 and encodes 467 amino acids. NCBI's taxonomy places the organism in Eukaryota, Viridiplantae, Streptophyta, Magnoliopsida, Brassicales, Brassicaceae. Gene Ontology annotation, biological process: regulation of transcription by RNA polymerase II. The record is from RefSeq and is a predicted model, not a curated record.